Messenger RNA from Fraxinus pennsylvanica, 1371 nucleotides. The record is from the annotation of a GenBank genome assembly. NCBI's taxonomy places the organism in Eukaryota, Viridiplantae, Streptophyta, Magnoliopsida, Lamiales, Oleaceae.
AUGUUGAGGCAACUAAUCGGACAAGUACAAGAGUUUUUGGAACUCUACGGUUCUCCUCCUACGGUUCCUCCUAAUUACUUCCUUCAGUUUCGACCUGAGUCCACACCUCAGCACCACCUCAGGUGGUGUUUUCUUGAUCUUGAUAGUAGCUCUGUAAAUUAUGAUUGCUAUAAUCUCAUAAUGACUGCUGGUAAAUCCGAAAAUUUGAAAAUGCUGGAACCCGGUAAACCUCCACCCACAAAAAAGGCCCGAAAAGAAUCCCGUCGAGGAAAAGUGAUUGCCAGUGCAAGGUCUUCAGAAAAUAUGGAACAGCGUAUCUGGAAAGAAUUUCCGGAAGAUCUCUUUGAAGCUGUGGUAGCAAGACUUCCAAUCGCUACCUUUUUCCGUUUUCGUUCAGUUUGCCAGAAGUGGAAUUCACUGCUUAAUUCCCAAAGUUUUUCUCAACAAUGUGAGCAAGUUGGACAAUCACAACCUUGGUUUUACACCAUCACUCAUGAAAAUUUGAAUACUGGAGCCAUGUAUGACCCGUCGUUGAAGAAAUGGCACCACCCUACAGUUCCUGCCUUGCCAACAAAAUCAAUUUUGUUGCCAGUGGCAUCAGCUGGGGGACUCGUUUGUUUACUUGAUAUUGGGCAUACGAGCUUUUACGUAUGCAACCCUCUUACGAAGUCCUUGAAAGAGUUGCCGGCCAGGUCAGUUAAGGUCUGGUCUCGUGUGGCUGUAGGGAUGACUCUGAACAGGAAACCUGACGGUUUGGAUUAUAAGAUCCUUUGGGUUGGUUGUGACGGUGAGUACGAAAUCUACGACUCCGGAAAGAACUCCUGGGCAUGUCCUGGAAUCAUGCCCUCGAACAUUAAGCUCCCGUUGACACUGAACUUUAGGUCUCAGGCAGUUUCCGUUGAUGGAACACUUUACUUCAUGCGUUCCGACCCUGAUGGGAUAGUGUCCUACGAUAUGGUUUCCAGGGUAUGGAAGCAAUACAUUAUCCCGGCACCUCCACAUCUGAACGAUCAAACACUAGCAGAAUGUGGAGGAAGGAUCAUGCUCGUGGGGCUACUCACCAAGAAUGCUGCCACGUGCGUCUGCAUAUGGGAGCUACAAAAGAUGACGCUUUUGUGGAAGGAGGUUGACAGAAUGCCAAACAUAUGGUGCUUGGACUUUUACGGAAAGCACGUUAGAAUGACUUGCCUGGGCAACAAAGGUUUGCUUAUGCUAUCUCUGAGAUCGAGGCAAAUGAAUCGACUGGUUACAUACGAGUUAUCGACCGGUGAAUGGGUCAAGGUACCCAGCUGCAUGUUGCCAAAUGGGAGAAAGAGGCAAUGGAUCGCAUGCGGCACUGCAUUUUACCCGUGUUUGACUGCUUCGGCUUAA